Molecule: messenger RNA, 2562 nt
Organism: Salvia hispanica
Lineage: Eukaryota; Viridiplantae; Streptophyta; Magnoliopsida; Lamiales; Lamiaceae
Source: RefSeq, a predicted model, not a curated record
GAAGGUGGAGAGUGUGGUCUGUGGAGUUGGUUUUGCGCCACCACCGCUUCCGCCGAAAUCAGCUGAUUCUGAUUUCCAACACUCACAUACACAGUGUAGAGCCACUGACAUUCACCCCUUGUUUUUAACCACUUUGUAUAACUUUUCUUUUAUCCCAUUGCUUGCACCCAAGAUUUUUUUUCCUUGUCGGAAUUGGAGCUCAAAUGCAUACGCUUCUGCGGAAGCGAUUUUGAUAAAUGUAUAAGGCUCUUGGCAAGCAACGACUCAUAUAUCGUUCUCUCAUAGCCAGCUACGUCAAAUCCGGCCUCAUUGAUAACGCGAUCAAGGUGUUCGACGAAAUGUCUCAAUCAGACUGCAGGAUUUUUUCGGUUGACUACAACAGGUUUCUUGGUGUUUUAAUCAAGAACCAGCGUUUUGAGCUGUCUGAAUACUAUUAUGAUUCAUUGAAUUCCAAAGGGUUUUCUUUGAGCUCGUUUACUUACUCUAGAUUUAUUUCUGGGCUGUGUCAAGUUAGAAAUUUUUACCUUCUUUCUAGGCUUUUUGAGGAUAUGGAUAGGCUCGGGAUUGUGCCCGACAUUUGGGCGUUUAAUAUUUAUUUAAAUCUUUUGUGUGGUGAGAGUUUAGUUGAUGAUGCAUUGAUAUUGCUGAGAUUAAUGAGAGAAAGAGGGCCCGAGCCAGACGUAGUCAGCUAUACUAUUGUUAUCAGUGGGUUUUGUAGAGUCAAACGACAUGAUGAAGCAGUUGACAUGUGGAAAAUCAUGAUCAAGAGAGAUGUUAAACCAGAUAAUAAGGCGUGCAGGGCACUUAUGCUCGGGCUAUGCGACAUUGGGAAAGUUGAUUUGGCUUAUGAGCUCACGGUAGGGGACAUGAGGGGAAAGAUCUGCUUCGAUGCUGUGAUUUAUAAUGUGCUUAUUUGUGGUUUUUGCCGAGUUGGUAGGAUUGAUAAAGCACUCACACUCAAGAAUUUUAUGAAGAAGAAUGGUUGUGAGCCCGAUUUAAUUACACACAAUGUGUUGUUGAAUCAUUGUUGUAAUGCACUAUUGUUGGAUGAGGCAGAGAAAUUGCUGGAGAAAAUGCAGAGGAGUGGGAUGGAACCCGAUAGUUACAGCUAUAACGAGCUUUUAAAGGGUUUCUGCAAAGCCAAUAGAAUAGAUAAGGCAUAUGUCUUGUUAGUUACCAAGAUGGAGGUCAAGGGAUAUGCAGAUGUUGUAUCAUAUAACACAAUUAUUACUGCUCUUUGCAAAUCCGGUGUUACGAGAAAGGCUUAUAAGCUCUUUGAGGAGAUGGGAAGGAAAGGAAUUGCUCCUGAUGUGGUGACAUUCACAAUUCUCAUUGAUUCUUUUCUGAAAGAAAGAAACUCUGUUGUAGCUAAGGCCCUUCUUGAUGAAAUGACAAACAUGGGUCUAUUUCCAAGUCUUGCAUUAUAUACAACAAUUAUUGACCAUCUAUGCAAAACUGGUAGAGUUAGCAUGGCUCAUGGUAUUUUUCAUGAUAUGGUAAAACAUAGAAUUGUGCCUGAUGUCAUAUCCUACAAUGCACUUAUUGGUGGAUACUGCAAGACCUAUCAAGUUAGCGAAGCCCUAUGUCUAUUUAAGGAGAUGCAAACUAGGGGGGCCUAUCCAGAUGAAGUGACUUACAAGCUGAUCAUUCGAGGCCUUAUAAAGGACAAGAAAAUUUCUUUGGCUUGUGAAGUUUGGGAUGAUAUGAUGAAGAAUGGUUUUACUCUUGAUAGUUAUUUGUCAGAGACUCUAAUAGGUGCUAUCAACUCAAAAGAAAUAUAAGAGUUUGUAAAUUAUGUUCCUAAACAUUAUACCGGGAAUCCAUUGGUGAAAUCACAAUUGUCCUUCUGACUGGUGCCAAAUGCUUUCUUUUGAAUGGAAUGGUACCAUAAGUUCUGGUCUUUUGGAUCGUUAAGGGCUCUUGGUACUUGCUUAGAUACUGCUGAGAUGGGUAUGGACAGAUUCUGCUGUGUUCUGAUGUUGGGGACAAUCUAUCUGCAUCCAUGUUCUGAAUUAAGGAUCUUUUCUGAGGGCAUUAUCUCUAGCUAAUGUGGGGCAAGCUCUCUGUUUCUAAUAGAGGGUAGAAUUUUGUUACAUUGUUCAAACUUGAAGAAUCUCCAUCCAACAUCAUUAUCUGGAGUCAUGGAAAGCCUCGGUGGGGAAUGAAAAAAGAAAAUUACUGGCAAAAAGUGAUAGUCCCAGCAUUGAUGUGGUAAAAUGUUGAGGAUGAAUCGUAUGUAAGAGAAGCUUGCUGAAGAUAUGGUGAGCAAAUAAUUUGCACAAUUGGCAGAUACGUAAAUCAUGUCUUAUGUUUUAGCUCCUAGCAGCCGAUACUGAGUUCCAUGCCUUUCAUUUUAGCUUCAAGCAUAACUACUCAAUAGAAAGUUUAGACAAACCUAAAUAGAAAAGAGAGGGAGGGGGUGGGGGAUUAGGUUUGAUAGUGUAGCUGUAAGAAUGCUCAUGCUUAACGUUGUAAUAUAGGUAUAUGAUAGUGUUAGCAUGUUGAUUUUGUUGCCAAACAUGCUAUGAUUAAAUGAGUCAAAAGCUUCAUUUUUGCUACCAA